Messenger RNA from Herpailurus yagouaroundi (jaguarundi), 3696 nucleotides. It is a transcript of the gene CLCN2, whose product is annotated as chloride voltage-gated channel 2. Gene Ontology annotation, biological process: chloride transport; transmembrane transport. The transcript is spliced from 24 exons. Gene Ontology annotation, molecular function: voltage-gated chloride channel activity. Bases 568 to 3279 code for a protein of 903 amino acids. Gene Ontology annotation, cellular component: plasma membrane. The record is from RefSeq and is a predicted model, not a curated record. Lineage: Eukaryota; Metazoa; Chordata; Mammalia; Carnivora; Felidae.
CUGGCCCCUCCGGAGAAGCAAGAGAGGGCGCCACUCCUGAGAGAUUGAGCGCAAAGAAUCUGAUUAAACGGUUCAGCAGACCCCGGCCCCAGGCCCUGCUGAGCCCCAACGUCUCCGGCUCCUCCUGCUCCGGCACUGGGCGCCGCGGGCCUGGCCCGGCCCUUCCACGUGCCAGCGGACCCGCCCCCGCUUGGCCCCAAUUGCUCCUCUCAGUUCCCGGCCUUUGAGCAGAGGGAGCGCAGGUUAGCACGUUCCAAGCGCCCCCUGCCGCCUCCCCGGAGCCUCGGAGGCGGCCUCAACGCAGACCCCCGCCCGGCUGGGCCGGCCCCUGUGGAUGGCCCGGCAGGCGGAGCAGCACAAGAGGGCACCGCCCUCGGCCCGCCCGCCGAGGAGGGGACGCGAGCUGGAGGUUGAGCCCGAAGCGCCUGCACGGGGCCCGCCGCACUCUGCACUCGGCCGCCCGGGCGGCGGGGACGGGACGGGUGCCGGCGCGGGCUCUGCCGGCCGGGAGCCGAGUCCGGGCCCGAGCCCGAGCCGCACCGGGAGGCCAGAGGACUGUGGGCGGAGAUGGCGGCCGCGUCGGCCGCGAUAGUGGCGGAAGGGAUGGAGCCGCGGGCGCUGCAGUACGAGCAGACCCUGAUGUAUGGCCGGUAUACUCAGGACCUUGGGGCCUUUGCCAAAGAGGAAGCUGCUCGGAUUCGCCUGGGAGGGCCCGAGACCUGGAGGGGUCCACCUUCCCCUCGGGCUCCCCCAGAGCUCCUGGAAUAUGGACAGAGCCGUUGCGCCCGAUGCCGCAUCUGUUCCGUACGCUGCCAUAAGUUCCUAGUGUCCAGGGUUGGUGAAGACUGGAUCUUCCUGGUCCUGCUGGGGCUCCUCAUGGCUCUGGUCAGCUGGGCCAUGGACUAUGCCAUCGCUGCCUGUCUGCAGGCUCAACAGUGGAUGUCCCGAGGCUUGAACACCAGCCUCUUGCUCCAGUACCUGGCCUGGGUCACCUACCCCAUUGUUCUCAUCACUUUCUCAGCUGGAUUCACACAGAUCCUGGCCCCUCAGGCUGUCGGGUCUGGCAUCCCUGAGAUGAAGACCAUCUUGCGAGGAGUGGUGCUGAAGGAAUACCUCACCCUGAAGACCUUUGUAGCUAAGGUCAUUGGGCUGACCUGUGCCCUGGGCAGCGGGAUGCCCCUUGGCAAGGAGGGCCCUUUUGUGCAUAUCGCCAGCAUGUGUGCUGCCCUGCUCAGCAAGUUCCUCUCCCUCUUUGGGGGCAUCUAUGAGAACGAAUCCCGGAACACAGAGAUGCUGGCUGCUGCCUGUGCCGUGGGAGUAGGCUGCUGCUUUGCAGCACCUAUUGGAGGCGUCCUAUUCAGCAUUGAGGUCACCUCCACCUUCUUCGCUGUGCGGAACUACUGGCGAGGCUUCUUUGCUGCCACCUUCAGUGCCUUCAUCUUCCGGGUCCUGGCGGUCUGGAACCGUGAUGAAGAGACAAUUACGGCUCUCUUCAAAACCCGAUUCCGGCUUGACUUCCCCUUUGACCUCCAGGAGCUGCCGGCCUUUGCUGUCAUUGGUAUUGCUAGUGGCUUUGGGGGAGCGCUCUUUGUCUACCUGAACCGGAAGAUUGUCCAGGUGAUGCGGAAGCAGAAAACCAUCAACCGCUUCCUCAUGAAGAAGCGCCUGCUCUUCCCAGCUCUGGUGACCCUGCUCAUCUCCACUCUGACCUUCCCCCCUGGGUUUGGACAGUUCAUGGCCGGACAGCUCUCACAGAAAGAGACUCUGGUCACCCUGUUUGACAACCGGACGUGGGUCCGCCAGGGCCUGGUAGAGGAGCUAGAGCCACCGGGAACCUCACAGGCCUGGAGCCCACCACGUGCCAACGUCUUCCUCACCCUGGUCAUCUUCAUUCUCAUGAAGUUCUGGAUGUCUGCACUGGCCACCACCAUCCCAGUGCCCUGUGGGGCCUUCAUGCCAGUCUUUGUCAUUGGAGCAGCAUUUGGGCGUCUGGUGGGCGAAAGCAUGGCUGCCUGGUUUCCAGAUGGGAUUCACACUGACGGCAGCACCUACCGGAUUGUGCCUGGUGGCUAUGCAGUGGUGGGGGCAGCUGCACUGGCAGGAGCAGUGACACACACAGUGUCCACGGCUGUGAUCGUGUUCGAGCUCACAGGCCAGAUUGCCCACAUCCUACCCGUCAUGAUUGCCGUCAUCCUGGCCAACGCCGUUGCCCAGAGCCUACAGCCCUCACUUUAUGACAGCAUCAUCCGGAUCAAGAAACUGCCCUAUUUGCCUGAACUGGGCUGGGGCCGCCACCAGCAGUACCGGAUGCGAGUGGAGGACAUCAUGGUGCGGGAUGUUCCCCAUGUGGCCCUCAGCUGCACCUUCCGGGACCUUCGAUUAGCACUGCACAGGACCAAGGGCCGCAUGUUGGCCCUAGUGGAAUCCCCUGAGUCCAUGAUCCUCCUGGGCUCCAUUGAGCGCUCACAGGUGGUGGCAUUGCUGGGGGCGCAGCUGAGCCCAGCCCGCCGACGGCAGUACAUGCAGGAGCAUCGAAAUGCCCAGACCUCUCCACCAUCCGAUCAGGAGAGUCCCCCUAGCCCUGAGACCUCCGUCCGCUUCCAGGUGAACACAGAGGACUCAGGUUUCCCUGCAGCCCGGGGGGAGACUCACAAGCCCCUGAAGCCUGCUCUCAAGAGGGGGCCCAGCAACACCAUGAACCUCGGGGAGAGUCCCACAGGGAACAUGGAGCAGGCAGGCAUCGCCCUCAGGAGCCUCUUCUGUGGCAGUCCACCCCCCGAGGCUGCUUCAGAGUUGGAGAAGUCCGAAUCAUGUGACAAGCGCAAGCUGAAGCGGGUCCGAAUCUCCCUGGCGAGUGACUCAGACUUGGAAGGCGAGAUGACCCCUGAGGAGAUUCUGGAGUGGGAGGAACAGCAACUAGAUGAACCUGUCAACUUCAGCGACUGCAAAAUUGACCCUGCCCCCUUCCAGCUGGUGGAGCGGACCUCUUUGCACAAGACUCACACCAUCUUCUCACUACUGGGAGUGGACCAUGCUUAUGUCACCAGUAUUGGCCGACUCAUUGGGAUCGUCACCCUAAAGGAGCUCCGGAAGGCUAUCGAGGGCUCUGUCACAGCACAGGGCGUCAAAGUCCGGCCGCCCCUGGCCAGCUUCCGUGACAGUGCCACCAGCAGCAGUGACACAGAGACCACAGAGGUGCAUGCACUCUGGGGGCCCCGCUCCCAUCAUGGCCUCCCCCGGGAGGGGAGCCCUUCUGACAGCGAUGACAAGUGCCAAUGAACCCCCUCAGUGGGUGGCCUAGGAUGGCAGUGGCUGUGGCUGUUGGUCUAGACCGUGAAGCUCUCCUGUCCCGUCUGCCUUGGGAAAGGAGGCGCCUGCACUAAAGGCUGGAGCCCUAGCCUCCCUUCCAGUCCUGGGGUGCCAAGCUCCUCCUGGUUCAUCCUACCUGGAAUCUGACCCAGUGCCCACCUGUAGCAAGUGUUCCAUGGGCAGGAAGAUCAGCAUCCCCCUGGCAGGACAGGGGUGGAGUCAAUUGACCCCUGCUCCCCCUUUGAGGGGGAAACGGGUAGAACUAAGAUGGGUUUAUACUGGAACCUCCAAUGACCAGAUGUAUAUAGAGAUUUACAAAGAUUUUUAUAUUAAUUUAAUAAAACAAAUUCUUAAAUAGAACAAAAUAAACACCUAAUGAGCCACUUA